AUGCGACCUACCGUCUUUACUGUCGCUUCGCUCGCCGUGCUCAGCGUUCUUGGCUUCAACCUUCCGCAGACGCAGGCCAAGUCGCUCAGCAACAGGAACCCUAACUUCAGCCCCGUGAUCAUGGCCGAAAAGCACGAGCGCCGGAACGUCUGCGUCAAGCGCAGCAAGAAAACGACCAAGAAGAACACCCAAAAGAAUCCCACCUCCAAGAUGACUAGCAGCACGGCUGGCAAUGAGACGCCCGUUCAAGCUGCUGCCAAAGCUACAUCCAAGUCUUCGUCAAGCUCUGUUCUACAAUCGUCAUUCAAUGCAUCUGCUUCGACCAGUACUGGUACAAUUCGCUCAGCCUCGCUGUCCACCUUUGCAGGCCAAGCUCCGCCCAAGAGCCCUUGGGGUAACUGUUUCGACCUCACCGCUACCGCCUUUCAGCCCAACUGGAAGGGUGAGGCUACCACCACCUGGUGUGGCGUCAACUUUGACAAGUCUUCCCCCAUCAUCGCUCUGCCCCUCGCCGAACUCUCCAAGGCGUACGGAUCUGGCAGUUCAGUUACCUACUACUCCAACCAGGCUCUCUGGAACCAGAUGAUCUCGGACUGGUGCGGUCGCGAGGUCUACAUCCAAGGUCCAGGUGGUAUCUUUAGGGCUUACUAUGGUGAUGCCAACGAGUGGACAAGUGUCGACUUGAACAUGAAUCUCUACACCAAGGUCAAGGGUGUAGCCACUGGUAGCUACGUUGAUCCCGAUGCCGCCGGCUGGAUGAACGGUAUCAAGGGUUGCUUCACUGGUCAGCAGAUCAACCUCAAGAACGGCUAUCCCUUCUCUUACACCUAA
This is a messenger RNA of Mycosarcoma maydis (corn smut), 831 nucleotides long. RefSeq lists its product as uncharacterized. Bases 1 to 831 code for a protein of 276 amino acids. Lineage: Eukaryota; Fungi; Basidiomycota; Ustilaginomycetes; Ustilaginales. The transcript has a single exon. The record is from RefSeq and is a predicted model, not a curated record.